CGCCAAUAUUGAUUGCGUUGACACUUGUUGCAAGUAUGCGGAAAGCCUCAAAUCAUAUCCAACAUAAAAAAUUAAAAAUACUAAAUACAACCAAGCACUACUCUUCUGAAGAACAGACCAACCAUUCCACCUCCCAUGCCUAUCUUCGUGCUCUGCUCUGUCUUGCAAACCCCGGUACUACACCAUAAAUCCAUCACCCAAUUUGAGUCACGUGCGGGUGCAUCUAUGCACAAAUGAUCUUUUUUACACUACGACCAUUCCUCCACUACACCAUGUUGACCCGCUCAUCAAGGCUACUCAGCGGAGCCUUCAGAAACAGAAGCAUACAGCUCGGUGCCUUGAGAAAGGUGUCGGAUGCUGCCAUCUCCUCGUCAGCCAACCCAGCCGAUCCCACCAAGAAAUAUCAAACACCAGUCACCGUGGAUAGAGAGUUUCCCGAUCCGUUUGCGGAAAAGAAACAGAACAGGAAGUAUUUCGUGGCGUACGGAAUCGGGGUAACGGUUGCUUGUAUCAUCAUCUUCAACUACGAAAAGACCACCUCGCCAAUCGUCACUUCCACGCUUUUCUUCAUGAGAAGAUCUAGCAUUGCCAAAGAGCAGUUGGGAAACGGCAUCGACUUUGCGAGCUCGUGGCCAUGGAUCUCGGGUACUUUGAACACCAACAAGGGAGACAUUGACAUCGCGUUCAAAAUCAAGGGUGACAAGGGCGUGGGGAUGUUGAAGUUGAAGGCCGAGAGAGAGCUGAGGAUGCACCCAUUCAAUGUGCACCACUUUCUCUUGGAGAUGGGUGGCGUGGACUAUGACUUGACCAAGGACCCAGCUGUCGAGUUCGACAUUUAGUGUACAUACAAUGUAAAUAGUUAUAAAAUUAAAUAAAGUGUGAUUGAUAAUUAAAAAAAGAUGUUACAUAACUAUACAUCCAAAGGAUCAUUUGACAUUAACAAAAUAUGA
Suhomyces tanzawaensis NRRL Y-17324 is the source of this 950-nucleotide messenger RNA. RefSeq lists its product as uncharacterized. The record is from RefSeq and is a predicted model, not a curated record. NCBI's taxonomy places the organism in Eukaryota, Fungi, Ascomycota, Pichiomycetes, Serinales, Debaryomycetaceae. Gene Ontology annotation, biological process: mitochondrial respiratory chain complex IV assembly. The transcript has a single exon. Gene Ontology annotation, cellular component: mitochondrial inner membrane. Bases 273 to 839 code for a protein of 188 amino acids.